ACCCCAGGCUGGAUGGAUGGGUCUACACAUCGUUCAAAUUGGAAAUCACAACGCCACUCCUCUAACCUUUAUCCAAACAUGAUUCAAUUAACUGUAACAAACACCAAUGUUGUCGCCCUCCAAUAAUAAUACAUGGGGUCUAUUUCUCCCAAUCUCUAUGUUCAACACAAAGCUACAGAGCCAAUGCUUCUACAGACACUUAUCUCACCGUGGAAAUCUUUUGAACCUAAAUUAACACAAAGUGAGCGUGUUUCCUAAGUAGGACAUUCAGCACAGUCACAUCGAGUCACAUCGGGUUGGCCAAUCAAACACCGUCUGUCUCUGAAGAGUGGGGAAAGUAUUGAGAUCCUUUUCAUUCAACACAAGAAUUUGAACACAAUGACAUCUCCAAGGUUUGCAGUCUAUGUGACAUGGUUGUUCUUGUGGAAAAUUGCUCAUGCAACUGAUAUGACUGUGCGUCAAGAGAGACGUUUUGCGUCUGUCAAUGUUGGAGAAAACAUUACGUUGCAAUGUUUCCAUCAGAAUACAGGUAGAAUAUGGCUUCACUGGUAUAAACAAAUGCUGGGACAACAACCAAAGAUGAUGUCCACCUUCUAUCAGUUUAACAAAAAUGGCACUUUUCAUCAUGAAUUCAAGAACAAUCCACGCUUCACACUGGAUACGGAAAAAGGUCAAAAUCACUUGACAAUUUUGGAUUUAAAAAUGUCAGACUCAGCAACUUACUACUGUGCACAGAGCACUUCGUAUGCGUUGACUUUUCCCGAGGGCACUGUGGUCAGUGUGCAGGGUUCAGGUUGGACCGUCCCAGCUUUGCUCCAUCAGUCACCAUCAGAGACCAUCAAGCCAGGAGGCUCUGUGACUCUGAACUGUACAGUACAAACUGGGACCUGUGAUGGACAACACAGUGUUUACUGGUUCAAAGACUCUGAAGAAUCUCAUCCAGCACUCAUUUACACUGAUGGAGGCAGCACUGAUCAGUGUGAGAGGAAACCCAACACACAAACACACACCUGUGACUACAACCUGCCGAUGGAGAGCCUGAAUCUGUCUCAUGCUGCAACCUACUACUGUGCUGUUGCCUCGUGUGGACACAUUCUGUUUGGAAACAGCACUAAACUGGAUAUUGAGGACGUGGACGACCAUCUUAACCUGGUGUGUUUAUUGAGUGGAGCUUUGGUAUUCACCACCAUCCUGGUGGUUUUACUGUUUUCUUUGGUCUACAAGCUGCAAAAAAAAAAGAGCUGUCAAUGUUUGGAGUCUCGCGCAGCUGUAUCACCUCCCUCCUCAGGAAACACAGAGGGUUACCAAAAAGCACAAAGCCCUCAUUAUGCUGCUUUAAAUCUCAAUCUGCCCAACGGAUCAAGGAGGCAGAAGAUGAACAUCGAUGUUGAAUGUGUGUACUCCAGCGUAAAGCAGGACGUACAGCACAGAGUCACAUCGAGUUGGCCAAUCAAACACAGUCUGUCUCUGAAGAGUGGAAAAAGUAUUGAGAUUCUCUUCAUUCAAUACAAGAAUUUGAACACGAUGACAUCUCCAAGGUUUGCCAUCUAUGUGACAUGGUUGUUCUUGUGGAAAAUGGCUCAUGCAGCUGAUCUAAAAUUGUCGUCACCUGAACGUCAAGAAAGAGGUUUUAUGUCAGUCGAUGUUGGACACAAAAUUACUCUGCAAUGUUUCUAUCAGAAAAAUGAUGGAUCAUGGCUUAACUGGUAUAAGCAAACAUUGGGACAAAAACCCAAGCUGAUCUCCACCUUCUAUGAGUUUAACAAAAAUGGCACUUUUCAUCAUGAAUUCAAGAACAAUCCACGCUUCACACUGGAUACGGAAAAAGGUCAAAAUCACUUGACAAUUUUGGAUUUAAAAAUGUCAGACACAGCAACUUACUACUGUGCAUUUAGCACUUCAAAUGUGUUGACUUUUGCAGAGGGCACUGUGGUCAGUGUCCAGGGUUCAGGUUGGACCGUCCCAGCUUUGCUCCAUCAGUCCCCAUCAGAGACCAUCCAGCCAGGAGGCUCUGUGACUCUGAACUGCACAGUACAAACUGGGACCUGUGAUGGACAACACAGUGUUUACUGGUUCAAAGACUCUGAAAAAUCUCAUCCUGCACUCAUUUACACUGAUGGAGGCAGCACUGAUCAGUGUGAGAGGAAACCCAACACACAAACACACACCUGUGACUACAACCUGCCGAUGGAGAGCCUGAAUCCGUCUCAUGCUGGAACCUACUACUGUGCUGUUGCCUCGUGUGGACACAUUCUGUUUGGAAACGGGACCAAACUAAAAAUUGAGGAAGAGGGCGACCAUCUUCUCCUGGUGUAUUUACUGAGUGGAGCAUUGGUAUUCACCACCAUGCUGGUGGUUUUACUGGGUUUUCUGGUUUACAGGCUAAACAAGAAAAACAUCUGUCAAUGCUCAGAGUCUCAAGCAACCGUAUCAGCUCCCUCCACAGGAAACACAGAGGGUUACCGAAACGCACAGAGCCCUCAUUAUGCUGCUUUAAAUCUCAAUCUGCCCAACGGAUCAAGGAGGCAGAAGAUUGAUGUUGAAUGUGUGUACUCCAGCGUAAAGCAUUAGAUCGUAUUUUAAAUGUGAAAAAAAUGUUGGUGUAUAAAUUGUUGUAUUCAAGCAUUUAUAAGGUCUUAAUUGGGUGUCUUGUUGAUUGUUAAAGUUGCAGAGCUGUGAGAAGCAUCAGGUUCUACUACCAGACCAUCAUAGGAGUAUGUCCAUCUUACUUUCAGCAUCAUAGUAUUACAUCUUUCAGACGUUUCAUAUUGUCAGUGUUCAUCACGGAAACAGAGUAAAGAGGCUUGUUGAGAAAACAUUUCUGAACUGAAAAUUGCAAUAUCCAUUUUUCUAAGGAAAUCUUGUAUGCCAUUUGCUGCACGGUAAACAAGGACGUGUAUUACAUCCCUUUUUUAAGACCUCCAGAGACCUUUAGUCAAUUCAAAGCUUUUUCUUAAUUCAAACUGAAAACUGAUAAAACAUGACGUUUCAUAAACGGUCGCCUGCACACACCUAAACCACACCUGGAGCUGUGAAAGGCUCCUCACAGGAAGCCGACUGGUCCUGUCAUCCCCUGUGAUUGUCUUAUCGAUUCCACCUGUGUCCAAUCACCUGCACCUCCCUAGUGUA
Gasterosteus aculeatus aculeatus (three-spined stickleback) is the source of this 3129-nucleotide messenger RNA. Lineage: Eukaryota; Metazoa; Chordata; Actinopteri; Perciformes; Gasterosteidae. The record is from RefSeq and is a predicted model, not a curated record.